Cylicocyclus nassatus is the source of this 1829-nucleotide messenger RNA. Lineage: Eukaryota; Metazoa; Nematoda; Chromadorea; Rhabditida; Strongylidae. The record is from the annotation of a GenBank genome assembly.
UGUAGCGGCAGACGUGUUUCACUUCGCUCUCAACUAAUUCGUUUUACGUUCGUGUGGACUCGCAUUUCUCUAUUUCCAAAAUGCAAAUCUUCGUAAAAACGCUUACUGGAAAGACGAUUACCCUCGAGGUUGAGGCUUCCGACACUAUUGAGAAUGUCAAGGCCAAGAUUCAAGACAAGGAGGGCAUUCCUCCCGAUCAGCAACGUCUGAUCUUUGCAGGAAAGCAGCUUGAGGACGGUCGCACUCUGUCAGAUUAUAACAUCCAAAAGGAGUCGACUCUUCAUCUUGUGCUAAGACUUCGCGGUGGAAUGCAAAUUUUCGUCAAGACGCUUACCGGCAAGACUAUCACACUCGAAGUCGAAGCCUCUGACACAAUCGAAAAUGUCAAGGCUAAGAUCCAAGACAAGGAAGGAAUUCCUCCAGAUCAGCAGCGACUCAUUUUUGCAGGAAAGCAGCUCGAAGACGGACGCACAUUAUCCGACUACAAUAUCCAGAAAGAAUCCACGCUUCAUUUGGUCCUUCGACUCCGUGGUGGAAUGCAGAUUUUUGUAAAAACUCUCACUGGCAAAACUAUCACGCUUGAAGUCGAAGCUUCUGACACAAUCGAAAAUGUCAAGGCUAAGAUUCAGGAUAAGGAAGGAAUUCCUCCAGAUCAGCAGCGAUUGAUCUUUGCUGGAAAACAACUCGAAGACGGCCGCACACUAUCAGACUACAAUAUCCAGAAAGAGUCCACACUCCAUCUUGUACUCCGACUUCGUGGUGGCAUGCAAAUCUUUGUCAAGACCCUUACCGGGAAGACCAUCACCCUUGAAGUCGAAGCUUCGGACACCAUCGAGAAUGUGAAGGCCAAGAUCCAAGACAAGGAAGGAAUUCCUCCAGAUCAGCAGCGAUUGAUCUUUGCUGGAAAACAACUCGAAGACGGCCGCACACUAUCAGACUACAAUAUCCAGAAGGAAUCCACUCUCCAUCUUGUACUCCGACUUCGUGGUGGCAUGCAAAUCUUCGUCAAGACCCUUACUGGAAAGACCAUCACCCUUGAAGUCGAAGCUUCGGACACCAUCGAGAACGUCAAAGCCAAGAUUCAGGACAAGGAGGGAAUUCCUCCAGAUCAGCAGCGAUUGAUCUUUGCUGGAAAGCAGCUUGAGGAUGGUCGCACACUUUCUGAUUACAACAUCCAAAAAGAGUCUACCCUCCACUUGGUCUUGCGACUUCGUGGUGAUCAGCAGCGAUUGAUCUUUGCUGGAAAACAACUCGAGGAUGGUCGUACCCUCUCUGACUACAACAUCCAGAAGGAACCAACAGCGACUGAUUUUUGCUGGAAAACAACUUGAAGACGGCCGAACCCUGUCUGACUACAACAUCCAAAAAGAAUCCACCCUCCACUUGGUGCUCCGACUUCGCGGUGGAAUGCAAAUCUUCGUCAAAACGUUGACAGGGAAGACGAUAACUCUGGAAGUCGAGGCCUCAGAUACCAUUGAAAAUGUGAAGGCGAAGAUCCAAGACAAGGAGGGAAUCCCCCCAGAUCAGCAGCGAUUGAUCUUUGCCGGCAAGCAGCUCGAGGAUGGUCGUACACUAUCCGAUUACAAUAUUCAGAAGGAGUCGACCCUCCACUUAGUCCUUCGUCUUAGAGGAGGAAACUAAUUUUUCACUGACACUAAUGUUAUUUGAGUCUUGUGCAUGAAACUGGUCUCUUAUGAACUCACUGUAAGUGCUGUGAAUAAAUGUAAACAAAGUUGGUGUAUUGUAAACAGAAUAUAUUAUAAGGCAUGGAUUCGGAGAAGUAUUUGCAUAACGGCUGGGUAUUUGAUUUUUUAUUAAAAAGAACUGUU